UGUGUGCGUGAUCGUGGCUGUUAGUGCGCGAGAUGGUAAAGUUGUUAUGAUCAGGAUAGUAACACUUUAGCUAACAUCUGCACCUGCUUCAGGACGACAGUCUGAGGAGUGAAGCACCAUGAGUCUGCGUCUUCAUGAUCUCCUGGUCUGCUGCAGAGGGCUGGAGAAUGACAAGGCCACAGAGAGGAAGAAAGAAGCUGAACGCUUCAGACGGCUCAUUCGAUCCAAAGAGGUCAUGCAAGAAUUGGAUCAUACCUCAGAGAUUAAAGCUAAAAGAUCCAAGCAACUCACAUGGGACGCUGUCUUCAGGUUCUUGCAGCGUUAUGUCCAGAAGGAGACUGAGAGCAUGCAGUCGAGUAAAUCCAACAUCACCGCCAGCACACUGGCCACACGACAGAAGAAGAUGGCUGAAGUGUGCAGCUUGGUUAAACACUUUAUUGGCUAUGCAAACAAACGUGGGCCUCGUCUAAAAUGCAGCGAACUGCUGAAACACGUGAUGGAGGUGCUGCAGAGUCCGUACUGCUGCUCAGCAUACGGGGAGUAUUACAGCAGCCUCCUUUUAAAGGACGUCCUCUCUGUCCGCAAGUACUGGUGUGACAUCGCCCCGCAGCAGUGGCAAAGUCUUUUGGAUUUGUACUGCUGCUUGUUCAACUCUUCAUCCAAAUCCAUCAACAGUGUUUUGCUGAGCAGAGUCCUCCACGCUGUGGUGAAGGGCUGCUGCAUGCAGACGGAUGCACUCAAUGACUCUUUGUUCAGCUUCUUCUCCAAAGCUCUGCUCAGUGCCAGGCAAGAGAAACACUUGACUGUUUUGGAGCCCCUCGUCUCAGCACUGAACAUCUUCUCGAGAUCCGCCGCCAUUAACUAUCGGAUGAGACUCUGUCGUCUGGGGGAGGAGCUUCUGCCUUCGUUGCUGUACGUGUGGACGGAGAUGAGGCCGAGCCCACAGCUCAAAGAGGAGAUUGUGGAGUUCUUCAGGCUGCAACUCUGUGUUCAUCACCCUAAAGGAGCAAAAGCACAAGACACAGGUGCUCAUGCAGAGGACUGGAGCAGGUGGCAGAGUUUGCUGUUUAACCUGUACGAUGCUCUGGUCCGAGAGAUCAGUCACAUAGGCAGCAGGGGGAAGUAUGUCACAGGAACCAGAAACAUAGCCGUCAAAGACAAUCUCAUUGAGCUCACGGCUGACAUUUGUCACCAGCUGUUCAGUGACGACAGUGAGAGUCAUAUGUUGGAGGUCACCCCGGCGUCCCUCAGGGCCACACAGAUGGGCAGUCCCAAUCAUGGAGCAGCCAGCAAGCGACGGCGCGUCGAAAUAGGAUGGGACGUCGUUCGAGACCAUCUGCAGCCUCAGCAAAGUGACUUUGAUGUCAUACCAUGGCUGCAGAUCACCACAGUGCUUGCCUCCAAGUACUCGUCCAUGAUUCCCAGUCGGGAGCUAGUCCCGCUGCUGUCAGUAUUGCAUCAGCUGCUGGCGGAGCAGCGCAGGGGGGAGAGGGGGCUGUAUGUGCUGCGCUGCCUAAGGGAGGUGGCCCACUGGCAGGCUCACUGCUCGCAGAGAACACAGCCUCAUAGGUCCGAGCUCAGCCGACUCUGGGUUCGGAUAUGGGCCCUUGCAUUGCGGAGGGUCAGUUCGCCGCAGGCCGAGUCCCUCAGCCUGGAUCUGCUGGCCUCCAUUGUUUGUGGUGGGCUGAUCGAUGUGGACAGAGAGUUCUGGAAGCUCUUCUGCGCAUCUGCAUGCAAACCCUCCCAGAGUGCUGCUCUGUGUCUAGCCCAGGCUAUGCUGAAGUGUCCAAUCCCAAAUCAGCUCACGUCAAGCUCAGGUUGGGACCAUAUGGGAAGCACUGAGGGGUGUGUCUCACCUAAUCUGAAGGAGACCCUUAUAGCCUGGUUGCUGAUGAGUGACCAGAACGAUGAGCUGGAGGACAGCUGCAGACCUCACCCCAUCAUCUGCAGAGAUUUUCCUCACAGUCUAAUUGCAAACAUCUUGGUCUCACUGACCCUGAAGGACACAAGAGUUGGCCUGAAGUUUCUGCUGGAUUCUGAGGGAGCAAGAUGUGCCUUUUUUCAAGACAAAGUCUCCUCAGAUGCCAAAGACAACCUGGAUGCUAUUGAAAGUGUGUACCAGCUGUUUAUCUUCAGCGCGCUGCCUUCAGAGAUCAGAGGAGCUGAUGACGAGUGCGUGAAGACGUUGUCCGCUGACAACCAGUUUGCUGCUGUUCCGGCCCUCAGAAACAAGCUGGAGAAGCACCUGCUCUCCAUGGCUGACAAUCUGCUUAACUGCUACUCUCCUGACUCACAGUCCAGUCCUCCUGAGUGUCUGGUGCGCUGCAGCGGUCUGCUGAUGGGUGUUCUAGCAGGUUACAUCUCCAUCGGGUUUCUGAGUGAGGAGGAGGCCUGCUGCUCCCAGCUCUUCACCAAAACAAAGGAUUUGGCCCAAGAACUGAGUGGGUUUGUGUCCAGUGUUAAAGUGAAAAUGACUGAGGAGGGGGUUGUGUCCACACUGAGAUCAGUUAUGAAGCUUUGCACAUUGUCCACUUGCAAAAACCCCCAGGAUCGUCUUGGUUCCACCUCCUCUGGUUUGUUCAUAAUGACUUUCCCUGCCAGCCUCCUCUGUGAGCUGGCAGAGAUCUGCAAACUGCUGUUAAGAAACGUGUCACGGAGAGUCAGUGCUGUUGACGAUGAUGAGCAUGACGAUGACGACAUGGAAACUUCCAGAACCCAACACACCGGGACUGACCUGGACCUGUCAGAUGGUGAGGAGUCCUGCAGCAGCACCAAUGGCACCCACAGACAGAAGGGAGACAACACGGACACCUCCUGUGGACCAGGUGCAAAAAGCCUGCUAGCGGAGGAUUACUUGGCCCAGCAGGACUUGGCUCUCAUUGCAGUGUUGGAGUUCUUAUGCGAGUGUGGUUCUGUUCAGCCCGUCCAUGGUCUGCUUUUUAAGCCACAAGACGUGCGGCGCAGGUUGUUGCUUUUACUGAAGCAGAUAGACUUCAGCAAAGCCCUGCACCUCAACAUGUAUUUGGUCCUGCUGAAAAAGCUUCCUGUUGAAGACUCGCUGUCUCCAGAGGAAUUUGAUGCCCUGCUUCGUCCUCUGGCGGACUUGUGUUCUUUGUAUCGUCAGGACCAGGACAUCUGUUCUGCUGUCCUGCUCAGUUUGUUACCUUCCAUAAAGAGUCUGGGGAAGACUGACCACAAGCAGGAAGAGAUGAGACAUGUCCAGGGCUCUCUGCUUCAAGUCGUGUCUGGCUUCUGCAUCCUGAACCAGACGGGGAAAUGUGUGGCAGCUGUGCGAGUUGCUUUAGUGCAGUGUUUGGUUGCUUUGCUGGAGGCUGACCCUUGCUGUAACUGGGCGAUCCUGAGUCUCAGAGAGGCUGAAGCAGAGGACGACCCCCCCGUGUCUUCUGUUCUUCCUUCUUACCUAGCCGAUGCCCACCAUCAAGUUCGCAUGCUGGUAGCCGUAUCAGUGGAGAGGUUAUUUCUUGAGACGGGACCGAAGCAGCCAAACAAGAGAAACAUGUUGCCACUAAAACUCCAACAAGCAGCUUUUGAGAACAUUUACCUGAAGGCUCAGGAGGGGAUGAGGCUCUUGAGGAGCAGCUCUGUAGAGGAUCAACAGGACGAGACGUUCAACCGUAAAGCGGCGCUGCUGAAGAGCUUGUCUGUCGUGCUGUGCUGCAGCCCGGUUUGUGAAAAACAGUGCCUGUUUGCUCUCUUCCAGUCCUACAAGGAGAACGACAUCGAGGAAGAACUCAUCAAAAAGAUGUUGUGCAGGGUCUCCAACGUGUUGGGCUACAAGAGCGUAAAAACGUUUGUCAGCUCUCAUCUGUACUACCUGGUAGCCGAGUGGCUUUCUCAGAGGCAAUCUGACGACCGCUACACUCUCGGCUCUUUCCCCUACAGUCUGCUGGACCACGACACAAUCAAAGACUUUUAUAAGUCUUCCUAUCAGGUUCUGAUACCCCACCUGGUCUUCCUGGAUGACUUUGAGCAGGUGAAGUCCAUGGGCCGAUACCUUGAGAGGGACUGGACGCUGUUACUGGCUGACUGUUUCCCUAAGAUCAUGGUCAACAUCCUGCCAUACUUCGCCUUGCCGGGUCAGGAUUCACAAGUUGCACAGCAGAGAGAGAAGGCCCACAGAGUCUAUGACCUCCUGAAGGACGCCAGCUGUUUGGGUAAACAGCAAAUUGACAGCCUGAUCCACAGUAACCUGGCAGACAUUGUAGUGGAGCUGCUGAUGACUCUUUAUGAAGACGGCAGAGCACAGGGAGACACAGGAGAUCUGAAACGCUUUAUUGGAGAGUUGGAUCCUGUACCUAAUCCACCAUACUUCAGCUCACAUGUCAUCAAAUCCACACUGGACUACCUCAGCAGGUGUCACAGUGCCAACCACAAGUCACUGGUAGCCAUUCUGUCAAAAACCCCGAUUUCAAUCCAGAGGAUUCUGCUAGCGUUGUGCGAAAAGGCAGCGGAGACGACCAACAGUUACGAACGACACCGCAUCCUCCUCAUGUACCAUCUGUUUGUCAGCCUGCUACUCAAGGAGGUGAAGGAUGAUCUGGGAGGAGCCUGGGCCUUUGUCCUCAGAGACAUCAUCUACACCCUCAUUCACCACGUCAACAGCAGGCCACUUCAGUGUGACGAGGUGUCUAACCGAAGCCUCUCUCUGUGCUGCGAUCUGCUCACCUCUGUGUGUCAGGUGGCACUUCAGUUCUGUGAUGACGCCCUUGACCCCCACCUGCAGGUCAUUGUGGGAACUCUUACCACUCAAGUGAUCAGUCAGUCGUUUGUCUCACAACAGGACAAUGAUUUUAAACACAGCAACAAAUCCACAACAGAACAGCUGAAAAAGAAUCUAAUCAAAAGCAAUGCGGCAGCAGGCAGCUGUCUGGGAGAACUGGGCCCAGUUGACUUGUCCACCAUUGCCCUCCUUCACGGCAGAGAUCUCCUCUAUGAAAAAGCUGCGUCCCUUUUGAGCUGUACGGAGUCGCAGUGCGUUUACAUCGUCCUGCACUGCAUGAACGAGGCGCUCACACAGCAGCGUAUCGAGGUGAGGCGGGCCGCAGCUCUGUGUGUGAAGAACAUCCUGGCUACUCAGUCUGGAGUUAACUUCUGGGCGGAGCACAAAGAAAACAGAGACCCCCUGCUGGUUUAUCUUAAUAUUUUCAGAACAGCCAAGAAGAAGGUGGCUGCAGUGAGUGCUGAGGAGAGUGUGGAGGCCAAGAAGAAGCUGGAGAGCCAGGAGUUUUGGAUUCCCCAAUCAGGUGGGCACCAAGCCUGGCUGAAGGCUCUGUGCACGGCCCUGCUGGACAGUGGGGGGGUCAGGAGCGAGGUGCUACUGCUGUCACAACCACUGUGUCUGGUGAUGGUGGACUGCUGUCAGAGGCUACUGCCGCUCAUCAUCCACUCUAUCCUUUUGGAAGACCCCAGUGGUUCAUGGAGGGAGCUGCUCUCCUCCCACAUCCGGGACUUUUUCAACUUCUGUUCCAGAAAUGCUCAGGCCGCCAGUCGCUCUGCCACACCACUCCACUCCGACUCUGAGUCCAACACUGUCAGCCUAGGCUUGUACGACAAGACUUCUCUGCGUACCAUGCUUGCUGUUAUAGACUAUCUGAGACACCACAGGAGACCACUGGAAGCUGACAGGGACUCUUGUGGCACAGUGUGUGACUCCAACUUCUGGCUGGAUCUGAACUACCUGGAGGUGGCCCGAGCUGCUCAGUCCUGCUCUGCACACUUCACCGCUCUGCUGUGCACAGAGAUCUAUGUGGACAAGAUCAAAGCCAACAGGGAGGAAAGUUGCAGAACCAAGUCCAGAGCAACUCGCAAGCUCAACUUUGAGGAGCACAGCCAGAACUUCACCAUCUCCAGUCUGACAGAGAAGAGUAUGGAAGACACAAACAUCAGUCUGCAGGAGCUGCUGAUUGAGGUGUACCGCAGCAUUGGAGAGCCCGACAGUCUGUACGGCUGUGGAGGAGAGACCAUGACCAGUCCUCUGACAAGGAUUCGAACAUAUGAACAUGAGGCUUUAUGGGGAAAAGCCUUGACCUCGUAUGACCUUAAUACUGCUCUGCCUGAGGUCACUCGACUGGUUGGAAUUGUGGAGGGUCUGCAAAACUUUGGUCUGAACAGCAUCCUCACCACCUACCUGCGGGGUUUGGAGGCUGAGGGGGUGGAGUGGGGAGCUGAGCUGAGAGAGCUCCGCUUCCAGGCAGCCUGGAGGAACACCCAGUGGGACUGUGAGCUGUCAGAGAGGAGUGGUAAAUCCAUCCCCGGCUUCCACGAAUCGAUAUUUUGUGCCGUUCAGGCGCUGAGGGACAAAGAGUUUUUUAUAUUUGACCAAACUCUGAAACAAGCCAGAGGCGCUGAAGUGGAGGAGCUCUGCAAAGGCAGUCUCGAGGCUGUGUCUUCUCUGUAUCCGGCCCUCAGGAACCUGCAGAGCAUCAGUGAGCUGGAGAGUGUUAAACAGCUCUUCUCCAGGCCUUUCUCAGAUGUGGCUCUGAGUGAAGUUUGCAGCCAGUGGCACCAGCACUCUCAGCUGCUUGUGGACAGUGAUUUUGCUGUGGUGGAGCCUAUUCUAGCUUUGCGUUCUGUGACCCAGCACACCCUGUUAUCCAAGUUAGAAAAUCCUGAGAGUGACCAGGAUGUGAGCUUUGUGCUCACAGACCAUCUUACGGAGCUCUGCCGUUUGGCUCGCAAGGCUGGAAACACACAGCUUGCAGAGCGUGCAGUUUAUCAGAUGAAGCAGCAUGGUGGUGGAGGGACCUGCCCAGUGCCGGUAUGGCAGCUGGACGAGGUCCAGGUGUUCUGGGCAAAGGGAGAGCAGGGUCUGGCUCUGGGGCUGCUGAGACAGAUGAUACACAAUCUUGAAGAAAAGGUGGAUUUUAAUCCAACUCUGGUACCACUUUACUCUGAGUGCCUCAGGCUGUGUGGUAACUGGCUCGCUGAGACCUGCCUGGAAAGUCCUGGAGUUAUACUGGAAAAGUACCUGGAAAGGGCAGUGGAGGUGAUCGAGGGGGAACUGAGGUCCCAGGACUUCAGGCUUCAGAGCCAGCGAACCGAGGCCUUCCUGUCCUUGGCUCGCUUCUCUGAUGCUCAGUACCAGAGCAUUGACAAGUACAUGAAUUCUUCUGAGUUUGAGAACAAGCAGGCGUUGUUGGAGAAGGCCAAAGAGGAGGUGGACCUAAUUAAGGAGCAAAAAGUGACCAACAGAUACACUGUUAAGGUGCAAAAAGAGCUGGAGCUGGAUGAAAAGGCCUUGCAGAACCUGCAGAAGGACAGACAGCGCUUCCUCUGUAAGGCAGUGGAGAACUACAUCCAGUGUUUGGAGCAAGGCGAGGAGCACAACACCUGGGUGUUUCGGCUGGCUUCACUCUGGCUGGAAAACGCAGGCAUCAAAGUGGUUAAUGACACAAUGAAGAAGAGAGUGAAGCAAAUUCCUUCCUACAAGUUUCUGCCACUCAUGUAUCAGCUGGCCGCUCGAAUGGGAACCAAGACGACCACCAGCGUCUCUGAGGACACUGGCUUCCAUGAUGUCCUAAAUGAUCUGAUUUGCAGAGCGUCUUUGGAUCAUCCUCACCACACACUAUUCAUCAUCUUCGCCCUGGUAAACGCCAACAAAGACGAGAAUUUUUGCAGGACACGAAUGCCUAAGAAUUCUCCACGGCAGGCAUCACAGUUUGAUCUGGAGCGCUCUAAUGUGGCACGCAAGAUCAUCAGUGUAGUCGGUAAAAAACGAGGCGUCAUGGUCCGAAGCGUCGAGCGCUUGUGCGACGCCUACAUCUCUCUGGCUUACAUGGACGCCAGCAAGCACAAGACUGAGAAGAAGGCCAUUCCCAUCCCUGCUGAUCAACCCAUCAUGCAAAUCAAAGACCUCAGGGAGGUUGUCAUCCCAACCAUGGAGAUCAAGGUGGAUCCGUCUGGUUGCUACGACAACCUGGUGACUGUCAGGUCCUUCCUGCCUCACUAUCGGCUCGUCGGAGGAAUCAACCUGCCCAAGAUCAUCGACUGCUCCGGCUCUGACGGAACGAGCAGGAGACAGCUGGUCAAAGGUCAGGACGACCUGCGGCAGGACGCAGUGAUGCAGCAGGUCUUCAGCAUGUGCUCCAUGCUGCUGCAACGAAACACUGAUACUCGGAAGAGGAAGCUCAACAUCAGAAGAUACAAGGUGGUACCGUUCUCGCAGCGCAGUGGGGUGUUGGAGUGGUGCUCUGGCACGGUGCCCAUUGGGGAGUUCUUGGUGGAUCCUAACAAAGGAGCCCACAAACGCUUCAGACCACAGGACUGGACCGGCAUGGCUUGCCGCAAGAAAAUGAUGGAGUCUCAGAGGCUGGCGUUUGAUGAGAAGCUGGAGGCCUACAGUGAGGUUUGUAGGAGGUUCAAGCCGGUCUUUAGGUACUUCUGCAUGGAGCGGUUCCUGGAUCCUGCAGUGUGGAUGGAGAAGCGGUUAGCCUACACUCGCAGUGUGGCCACCUCCUCCAUAGUUGGCUACAUUGUUGGUCUGGGCGACAGACACAUCCAUAACAUCCUGAUCGAUGAACAGACCGCUGAACUAGUGCACAUUGAUUUAGGGGUGGCUUUUGAGCAGGGUAAGAUCCUCCCCACCCCUGAGACUGUCCCCUUCAGGCUCUCCAGAGACAUUGUGGAUGGUAUGGGCAUCACUGGAGUGGAGGGAGUUUUCAGAAGAUGCUGUGAAAAGACGAUGGAGGUGAUGAGGAGCUCCCAAGAAGCUCUGCUGACAAUUGUAGAGGUGCUGCUGUACGACCCUCUGUUUGACUGGACCAUGAAUCCCCUGAAGGCCUUCAACCUGCAGCACGACGAGCAGCAGGAGCUCAACGCCACCCUGAACUCCACCAUGGGAGGAGGUGACCUUGACAGCCAUCGUAGAUCCAGCGACAGCCAGAACUUCAACAAGGUGGCGGAGCGAGUGCUGCUGCGGCUGCAGGAGAAGCUAAAGGGGGUGGAGGAAGGGACGGUGGUCAGUGUGGGGGGGCAGGUCAACCUGCUCAUUCAGCAAGCCAUGGACCCAAAGAACCUGAGCAGACUCUUCCCAGGAUGGCAGGCCUGGGUGUAA
Messenger RNA from Nematolebias whitei (Rio pearlfish), 9073 nucleotides. RefSeq names its product ATM serine/threonine kinase (gene atm). The coding region runs from base 119 to 9073 and encodes 2984 amino acids. The record is from RefSeq and is a predicted model, not a curated record. Gene Ontology annotation, molecular function: protein binding; protein serine/threonine kinase activity. NCBI's taxonomy places the organism in Eukaryota, Metazoa, Chordata, Actinopteri, Cyprinodontiformes, Rivulidae. The transcript has 61 exons. Gene Ontology annotation, biological process: DNA repair.